AUGGAUGAGCAAGGAGUACAAUUCGGCCUUGCGAUCAAUUGCGACGGCCUCAGGCUCAAUGUUGCCGUCAAUGGCCACAACGGGCACACCAAAAUCGGCGUCAAUGUCGAUACCAACAACAAGAUUGAGAUAGUGUUCAGCGUCGACAAGCCAGCAACCGGGCGAGUCCAUACCGACCCUGUCACUUCGACCAACAGCCAAAUUCGAGAGGGGCAGGAAGCUGGGCAGCUAGUCGUUGCUGUUGAGAAUUGUAUCAAGGCAUUGAGGACUAUUGAAGCCAGGGACGUCAAGAUGCGCGAUGGGGAGGGCAAUGAUCAGGACGUUGAGAUGGAGUAA
Psilocybe cubensis is the source of this 336-nucleotide messenger RNA. RefSeq lists its product as uncharacterized. The coding region runs from base 1 to 336 and encodes 111 amino acids. The record is from RefSeq and is a predicted model, not a curated record. Lineage: Eukaryota; Fungi; Basidiomycota; Agaricomycetes; Agaricales; Agrocybaceae. The transcript is spliced from 2 exons.